AGCAAGAAUACUGGCCUAGCCUGUACUAGCUCGCUCCUGUGGACGAUGUCUCACGAUGUUGCCAAGAAGCAGUUCUCGGUUAAUAUGCUACCACCCUCGUCACUUGAUGAUGGUCCUCCAACUCUCGAUGUUUCUACGUGUUUUUCUCACCGCAGGAGUGCUCUUCUCCGGAAAACAUUUUGCUGCUGCCGUACGCUUUGGGGCGGGACCGGGAGCGGGUCGUCUUUCCCCCAGUAGAGCGUUGUUGGAACAACAACGUGCGGGAGACGACGAAGAUAAUCAACAACCGGUUUUAUUUGACGAUGAAACGGUGCUGACCAAGGCGGUCCCUGUAGACCCGGCCGAUAAUGAAGAAAGCACAGCUGCUGGAAGUUUGUGUACCCCCAGGGAGGUCAUCUCGUCUCUUUGCACCACCAAUAGACGACCUGUACACGACUCUGAUGGGUAUCUGCGUCCAACAUCGUCAGCGGCCUCUUCAUCAUCCUGCACGAAGAAAGACGCUUUACUUGUUCCAGACGAAGAUACUUCUUCAUCAACCUGCUGCACAACUCCUAAAAAGAACAAAAGUCUUCUUCUACUUGCGCACAAAGAAAGAGAAAGUAGAGAAAGUGAUCUGCGACAGAGGAUAAACUUUGCAAAGACCGACCUUGACCGGAAAAAGUCCGCCGUGUUUCACCGGAAACUGGGACUUUUCCGUCGAAAAACACUCCACGUGUUGAAAUUCUACGCUCCCGCCGUUUUGGCUUUUCUUGCCGGGGUUUAUUAUGAUUGCGGUUACAACUUCUACACGGGACGAAAUUUUUGGGAAGCGGGUCAGGCUUCGGCUGUUUCUACCACGACGUCGGGUGCGGGAGCUGCUACGGGAAAUAAAGCGGGACAAGAAGCUGCAUUUCAUGAAUUGGAUGCUGCGCUCCUCGUCGCAGCUGCGGAGCUCUAUUGCAGGCACAGCCUCGUCGUCAGAUCCAUCAACGACCACUGGGGCGUGGGCGCCUCAGGACGAAGUCGACGCGGGGAAUCCUAGUAGGGCUAGUAGUACUGGUACAACUACCCGUGCUGGUGGUACAACUUCUAGACGAGAUGCACCAAGCGGCUCUGGAAGAAGUACUAGCGCCGGAGCUGCUACAUUGGGGUCGUCCGCCUCCUCGACAGCAGAAGAUCUGAUUUUUCUCCCGUCUUUCGUCGAGCAGGGUGAAAUUCGAGUGUUCCGAUCCUUGUUCGCUGACUUUCUGGAAAACAAAACCUCCUCUAGUCUCUCUGCCGCCUUGCACGAGCAAAUGCUGGCGGAACAAGCGAGAGUCCGAAAUGAAGACCCGGUCCAGCGUAUGAAGAGAGUGCGCAACUCCCCCUCCCCCUCAUUUGUAAUGAAAAAGGCAAAACUUCCCAAGUGCUUCCCUGUGGCACUGUAUGCAUGAGAGAUUCCGGAAGUCCAAACAGUAGUACACUAGGCGCAUGAACUUGAUGUCAUGCACAGGCUCUACGUGUGCUGGUGUUUGUAUUGCUGUUCAUGCAGUACAAAUGAGGGGGAGGGGGAGUUGUGCACUGUCAUACAGAGGUUCGCUCAGCAAUACGUGUGCGCGACCUGUAUGGACUCCCCACUGCAAUUGCCGCAGGAGGUUCAGCAAAUGUCGGGCGCUGCUGGAGACACGAGGAACUCCGGUGCUGCUUACGAGACGAAAAGGCUAGCGGUGUUGCCUUGUGGGCACACCUUCUGUGAGGGUUGCAUCACACAGUGGACGCACAAUCGCCCCGAUUGCCCCUCCUGUCGCCGUAGCGUUCCCCGUAUGAGAUCAAUGCACAGCCCCCAUUUGAUGUUGUUCCCCGCUUUAUGUAAAUAUAUUAGUUUGGAUUUGGUUUUGGAAGAAAAGCAACCGCAAGAAUUUUUGCAGCUCCUGCAUGCCAAAUUAAGUAUAUGCGCGCGGCCUGUAGUAAGGAAGAGGAUAGACAUAGAUACAAGUGUUUGGUUUUUCCUGUUGAUGAGAGGCUGCACUAGUAUCUGCAGUUGCGUUUUUGCAUGACGACAAAGGUGGGACCCCCGGACAUGGGGAGUUGUGCGCUCGGAUACCCCGUGCCCUUCAUACCCGGCGCCACGGUGCCAGCACGUUUCACUUUCGUCCGCGCGACCUCUACAAUGAGAGCUGUGUUCCACGUUACGAGGCACCAAGAGGUCAAGGGCAACAAGCAGGCCUUGGUCGUGUUGUACCCUUGACGUUCAAUAUCUACACGCGCGACACGGAAGUUAUGGUUUUCUCAACUGUUGCAUUCUCAACUGGUCGCGUUACAUGGAUUUGUCGUGCAAAACUGUUUUACCUUAGGCCGCCAGACGAUCAAGCUGCUUCGCAUGACAAACCAUCUCCGAAGGGCUAUACAGCAUGGACAUCUGUAACAAAUCCCUGAUGCGAAAGCAGCAAGCUUGCCUCUACUUUGAUUCUUGUGGUUCUUUCAUUACAAAUUCAUGCAACAGUGUCCGGAAUAAUGUAACGUUUGAGAACGGGAUAGAAUUAGGAGAUGAUCCUCGUCCCAGGGGGUACGUGGAAUUGGUGCAGCCAAACGCGGAUCCAAGUGGCGAGUACGCAUUGCAAAUAUGUCUAGGUCAGGAAAGCUGGAAGUUGUGAUGCUGGUUUUGGAUUCCAAAAAAUGCUGUCUUGCCUGAGCAGCUUUUUGUUACGCGAACAGGGCAUUUGUCAUCCUCAUCCGGCGGGAUAGGCAUCAAGAAGCACUCAGAGAGUCUGUGACGCUAGGGAAAAAUGCAUCACAGACGUCAUGGGUCAUGUAAAAUCUGCAUGACAAGUUGCACCCUUCCACCAGACCCAGAUCGAUAUUUGCAAUGCAUAGCGCCACAGGUGGAAGGAUUCCAUUUACACCGAAAGUUGAAAUUAUCGAAGAGGGAGCCGCUUCGUCAGCGGACCAGGCCAGUCGUGGACCUGCGGUUGUGCAGCACACUGGUAUCUUAAAAAAAAAAAUCUCCCCUCCCCAUAUCGAAAAGGCAUCCUUUUGAAAAUUUGUGAUGCUGAUUUGAGGUCACAAACCAGGUCUGUCGUGCAAGAAAGCAAAGCCAGGGCUUCCGCCGCUUUACGCGGGCGAUUUGUAAUGCUGUUGCGCCAACAGGGCAGACGGCUACCAUGCUCAGCGCCCACUUCUAGCCAGCCCUUUCCAGGUUUUGCAUCUGCCUGCAGUCAGGCCCGACCCCGGGAGCCACAGGCUGGCUGCCUAUUCAUUUGGGGGGGCGCCCCGCCCAGGGGCGCAGAAACAGGUCCGCGCGGCCUGAUUCGGGAGUGCGAAGCGAACUAACAGCCCCCAGGAACGAAAUUUUUGGGAAGCGGGUCAGGCUUCGGCUGUUUCUACCACGACGUCGGGUGCGGGAGCUGCUACGGGAAAAGCGAGGCAAGAAACCGCAAUUACAAAUGCCUGCAAUUCAUCGUGCGCUGUCGCACCUACUAAUUCUUGUACCGCCAGCACACCAGUGAAACAAAGCCUCGCAGCACCAGUAGAUCGGAUCCGAGCUUCUUCUACUUCGCGAGCUUUGUUGAAAGAGAAAGCAACGUUGUCUCCUUCGAUUUCUGUUAGCGCAGGAGCCUCAGAGAAGUCGGGGACGAGCAAGGCGACGAGUUGUCAUUUAUUCUCUGCGCCCGCGGCGGCACAACAGCGAGAUACUAAGAACGGCUCAUCUUCAAAAAUCUGGCGGAAAUUCUUUGUACCACUCCCCGUGGCGUCAUCUGCAACUACACCAGGACCAUUAUCAGCUUGUGCCACGACUCCUGUUUCGACCACGACGACGACGACAAACCACGUAUGCAAGAAAAAAGCUGUGUAAGUCUAACUCUGUACCUGUAGGAAGAGCAGCAUAGCAAAUUCGUUUUGCAUUACAGGGAAAACCUGUCAUGCGCAGCUAGCACAUGGAAACACGUAAGGUCUGAGGUUGUGACGCACACCCAGCAUGACAAGCGUGAGGACAGUCUUGCAUCAUCCGCAACACAAACUUACAGUUACACAGUUUUUUUCUUGCAUACCACGGAGGACAACUCGUUGACUACCUCAUUGACAUGCGGUGGUGGUCCAUGAAGAUGACCCCCACCGCGGAGGACCUUGUCUUCUGGGCGUUUCUGCAACUCCUCCUCUCCACCGGAAGCUUCGUGUGCAACCGACUCCCGGGCACCACGGCCGGGCUGCUGGUUGCGGGGAGUCUGUUCGGCCAAUGUGAUAGGGCAAGGGAAAGGGAAGAGGUUUUGUUGGAGCGUAUGCAGGAUGAACUGAAGUGCUUGGUUGAUGAGGUGGCGGAAAAGGAUGAGGAUUUGAAACAAGCGGUCGCGGAAUUGCGGGAGAUGUUGCUGUGGGCCGGCGACAUUAAAGGGGGAGAAAUAAACUGCUGUCCCGGAGGAGAAAAGUUCAGUGACCUCCAGGAGUUGCUGGACGCAGGUCGUAGUGGUUGUACUUCUAGCAGUGGCUGGACAACAUCGACUCGUGUGGUUGACCGGCAGUGCGUGAGAAAAAUCGUCAAAGACGCUGCUGCGAAAAUUUGGAAUGCAAUAUCAGGCGGUGGACGAAGCAGGUGUAUAGUAGAAGAGAAAUCCUCGUCUUCUGCCUGCUGAAAAGAAGUAAAACCAGAACAAUGAUAAAGCAAUCCCGCUCGUUCUUCGGCGCCAUAUAGUUAAGUGACAUCGAAAGAAGUAUAUAAAUAUCCUUUUUCGCGCUACGGUUUUCAACAUAUUUUCACCCCUGGCCGAUUUUGAACGACGAGGCCUCGAAGUGCUCGAAGUCGAGUACAUCUGAGAAUUUAGAUUUUUUCGCUUUGAUCCAGCGUUCUCGUAAGAUGACGUCGACGUCGUCACUUUUCUUGUGCAAAAUAAUGAACCACAACCAUGCUUGCUUGAUGAUUAUUUCUUUGAUUUGCAUUUUCGUCCCGUGCGCCCAAACCCAAAGUUUCAUACGUGCACUUAUUUGGAAUCAAGGAGUUGUCCUUGUCGUUUGCCAACCGUUCUUCUGCAAAAUGAAUCAAGAAUGUCUAAUCUAGAAAAGAAACUAGCAUGAGAAGCAAAUAAAAAAAGACCGGCAGAAGCAUUCUUCUAUGGCACCACUGCUGGUGCUGCCUGCUGUUGCGAGAAACCCUACGUAUUUAC
Molecule: messenger RNA, 5114 nt
Organism: Amoebophrya sp. A120
Lineage: Eukaryota; Dinophyceae; Syndiniales; Amoebophryaceae
Source: the annotation of a GenBank genome assembly